Molecule: messenger RNA, 187 nt
Organism: Racocetra fulgida
Lineage: Eukaryota; Fungi; Glomeromycota; Glomeromycetes; Diversisporales; Gigasporaceae
Source: the annotation of a GenBank genome assembly
UUAGUUUUUUGUUCAGUAGUGUUAAUGGUGGUAGAUACGGCAGUCAUUUCUUGCUUAGUGGUAGCUACGGCGGUCAUUUCUUGCUUAGUGGUGGUAGCUACAACAGUUUUUUUUUUUUUAAUAGUAGUAGCUAUGGUGGCCAGUAGUGAUUCUAGCAGUAGUUCUAAAGUAGUUCUUUUGACCAAGC